AUGAAACAACCAAACAGAGUCCAUCAGCGUCGCGUGGAGAGGAGGUCGCCGCUGCUGCCACCGCCACCGCCGGACCCCAGGCCCCCACGACCCCGCCCGCCGCGUCGCCAUGGCCUGACGGCUGCGAAGUCCCCCGGGUGCGGAAGCCGCUGUGACGGCGACGACAGCCAGCCACCCGCCACGAGAUGGAGCCUGGGACGCAAGCACACGACCAAGGGGAGGCACUGGAAGUCCGAGGACGCCAGGGCCCCCCCGAGGCCGCCGGGCGACCGCAGACCUGAUAGCUUUACCACUCCCAAAGGCCCUAAGCCCCAUUCUAGAUGUUCAGACUGGGCAAGUGCAGUCGAAGAAGAUGAAAUGAGGACUAGAGUUAACAACGAAAUUUCAAGAUAUAAAAGGAAACUCCUCAUAAAUGACUUUGGAAGGGAGAGAAAAUCAUCAUUAGGAAGUUCGGAUUCAAAGGAGUCUACGUCAGCAUUGCCAGCUGACUUGGAGACCGAUGAAAGUGUCCUGAUGAGAAGACAGAAGCAGAUCGACUAUGGGAAGAACACCAUCGCCUACGAUCGCUAUAUUAAAGUCCCAAGGCACCUUCAACAGCCUGGCAUUCAUCCCAAAACACCCAACAAAUUCAAGAAGUAUAGUCCACGAUCGUGGGACCAGCAGAUCAAACUCUGGAAGGUGGCUCUGCAUUUUUGGAAUCCUCCAGCGGAAGAAGGAUGUGAUUUGCAAGAAAUACGUCCUGUUGACCUCGGGGAGAUGGAGAUGGAAUCCGCGGAGAGCAGCUCUGAGUCCCAGACGAGCUCUCAGGAUAACUUCGACAUGUACUGUGGCACACCCACGAAAGUUAGAAACGUGGACUGCCAGGCAGAGGACAAGUUUGACUUUAAAGCCUGUUUAACUGAACCCUUGAAAGACUUCUCAGCCAUGAGCUAACUGUCGCCACCUGGAGGCCACUGGGAGCAGCGCUGCCUCCCCAGGUGGGAAGUGGCCUGCCAAGCAUGCAUCCUGCGUUUGUAACUGGAGGUUUCUAAUAGUGUACAGUCUCAUGGUGAAUUGUUGUUCUUGCCUUAUUUUCUUAAGAAACGUUAAUUUUAUGUAGAGGGAGUGUAUUCUGCAUAUUUUAAACUGUAAAAUGGAACUAAAAUUCCAAUUCCGAGGAAAAUUGAACUCGAAGCAAUCUUGCAACAAUCUUAAUCGCUUAAUCUCCCGCAUCCUUGAAGUCAACCUGACAAGUGUCAGUGUCAGUGUCCUCAUAAUCAGAUACCUUUAAUAUCUUUAUGGAAAGGGUUAGGGUUUGGGCUGUUUGUUAAUAUGUCAAGAUUUGCUUUUUUCUUCAUACAGAGAACUGAAUAGUGAGAUAUUAAAUUGAGCUGGUAAAUUAAUGGGGUUUAUGUAAGUUAUACAGUCUUAAUUUGUUAUUUGUAAAUAGCACUAAGUAGGCCUUCUAUCUAUACUGUUUCCAAGAGUUUAGAAAGCAGAAAGAUUUAGAAAGAACAUUUUUUUUACAGUCAGUUAACUUACCAUGUAAAAUUGUUGUGAAUGAUAAUGUGUACAGAUUUUCUGUUCAAAUAUUCAAUUGUAAACUUCUUGUUAAGACUGUUGUGUUUCUAUUGCUUUUGUAU
Globicephala melas (long-finned pilot whale) is the source of this 1622-nucleotide messenger RNA. The record is from RefSeq and is a predicted model, not a curated record. NCBI's taxonomy places the organism in Eukaryota, Metazoa, Chordata, Mammalia, Artiodactyla, Delphinidae.